CCAUUCUUCCCUCCCUUCCUCCCUCCUUUUCUACUUCGUCCUUUCCUUCCCCCUUCUUUCCUCCUUCCCUGCCUCUUCUAUCCUUCCCCGUCUCCUCUCCUUCCCCCUCGUUCCCUCCCUGCGUCCCUCCCCGUUCCCGCCCCUUUCCCUCCCGUCCUCCCUCCCGUCCUUGAGCGCGGGGUGAGAGCGGCAGCGCCGUUCCUGCUGCUGCUCCUCGUCCUCCUCCUCCUCCUCCUCCUGCCCGCCGCCGUUAGCGGCCUGUUCGCCCCGGGCCGGGCGGCGGCUCCAGGUUUCCAGCCUUACCUGGAACCAGCGAAGGAGUUUGGCCCCUGCUGGGGUACAAGAGCCGGUCUAAAUGAAUGUAUAACCUCAACACUGCUACAGACGUUCCUGGGAAGUACCAAAAAUGUGCUGUGCUGACAUCCUUUGGGAAUGUUCCAGGCUGUUUAUAAUGUAACCUGAAGAAAUACCCCGUGUCUUUGUGCCGUGCUGACCAACACCAUGGGGCACCGUUUCCUGGGCACAGGGAGCCAUGAUCCCGAGAAAGCUGAAGCCGUUUCUCUGCAGGAUGUUGUCGGCUUACAAACCCACAGGCGAUGUCAAGGACUCCUACAAAAUCCUGGAGCUCGAGGAAGGAUGUUCCCUCGAUGAGGUCAGGAACUCGUACCGAACCCUCGCCAAGAAGUACCACCCCGACAGCAGCUCCGGCACGGCCGACCCCGCCGCCUUCAUCAGGGUGGAGGAGGCCUACAGGGUUGUGCUCAGCGACGUGGCAGCCAAGCAGAAACCCGGCGAGAGCGGCGAAGAGGAGGAGGACCAGUUCAAAGUGAAAUCCCUGCAGCACAGGCACUACUUGAGUUUCGAAGGGGUCGGCAUCGGAACGCCGAGCCAGAGGGAAAAGCAGUACAGGCAGUUCCGGGUGGACCGCGCCACGGAGCAGGUGCUGGAGUACCGGCAGCACAGGCUGGAGAGCAGCUCUGCUGGGACUGACCUGAUGAGAGCCAAAGAUGUGAGGGAGAGCAAGAAGGUGAAAAUAACUCAAGCGGUGGAACGGCUGGUGGAGGACCUCAUCCAGGAGUCCAUGGCCAAAGGAGACUUCGACAACCUCAGGGGCAAAGGAAAACCUCUGCAGAAAUUCUCGGACUGUCCCCACAUCGACCCCAUGACCCACAACCUCAACAGGAUCCUGAUUGACAACGGGUACCAGCCCGAGUGGAUCCUGCUGCAGAAGGAGAUCCGGGAGACCAUCGAGCGGCUGAGGAAGAGCGUGGUGGCCUCGAGGAGGAAGCUGAGGGAGCCCAUGACGCCGCUGGAGCAGAAGCAGUGGAAUCGCAUCUGCGAGCAGUUCAUGGAAGACAUCAGGAAACUAAACAAGAGAGUUGACAACUUCAACCUGGUCGUCCCCAUCCUGAGCAGGCAGAUGGUGCAUUUCAGCCCAGAGAAGGAAAUCGUUCGAGCACAAAAGACUUACGAGGCUCUGAUGGAAAAGGCUUCUCAUCCAGACGCGAAGGAAAGCCAAGGGGAAGGUGGGAAAAGGUUUGGGUGGAAGUCUUAUCUGUUUAAGUGGUUAAACCUUACAGUGAAAUAAUUUAAUCCUAAUUCCUGUGUCUUGUGAAGAUUUUGAAUGCACUUUAUUAAUGAAAUGUUGCACUACAGAAAUUUCAGGUACACUGAAAAUGCCAAAUCCACACUGUUACACUGGUUAAAAGAAAUCUGGUUGUCAGAUGGGCAUUUGCAUUACAAAUAAUGGAUUUAUUUUUAAAUAUUAUUAAAGGAAAUGUGCCACUU
This is a messenger RNA of Myiozetetes cayanensis, 1788 nucleotides long. It is a transcript of the gene DNAJC28, whose product is annotated as DnaJ heat shock protein family (Hsp40) member C28. The record is from RefSeq and is a predicted model, not a curated record. The transcript is spliced from 3 exons. Bases 533 to 1588 code for a protein of 351 amino acids. Lineage: Eukaryota; Metazoa; Chordata; Aves; Passeriformes; Tyrannidae.